AUUGAUUGCUGUGUGAGGUCUGGGAAUCGUCAUCUCUGGUGUAAGCUGUCGUGACUCGAAAGAAUUUAACAUUAGUCUGUUAUUGGGAGCUUAUUCAAAAUCAACAACUGUAAACGAUAAAUCUCCUUUGACAUGAAGUGAUAUACUUAAAAAAAUUGAAAAUGACAUCACUUGUUACUGAAGUGCUUCUUCAAGCUGGAAAAUUAGAUAAAGAAGAUCUUCAAACCAAAAUCUCAAAAUUAACAUUGGAAUCCAAUGAGUUGAAGGCCAAAGUCGACAAUUUUGUUAAAAAGAAAUAUCAUGAAUUUAACCCUUUAUUUAUGUCCUGUCAGACCCUUUUAAGUGAUAUUAGUUUGCAACAAGAGAAGGCAAAAGAUAUUCAAGGAACUCUGUCAGGAGUUGUUAAAACGCAACUUCAAGAUUCAACAAGUGAAUUCGAACGGCUUUCGGAUGAGCAUUCUCAAACUAGUGAAUUACUUUUUGCAAUGGAGAGAAUUUGUGAACUGAGUUCACUUUUUGAAAAAGUUAGUAAAAAUGAUGAUUUCGUUGAGUCUGCUUCUGCUUUACUAGAAAUUAAAGCUAUCCUAGAAGGCAUCAAGAAAACAUAUACGAGUGAUUUAGCAGUUUAUAAAUUUUUGGAUCAGCAUUUUAAACUUACCCUUGAAGGUGUAAGAUAUGACCUUGAUGAAAAAUGGAUGAGAGAUGUCAAAUGGAUUCUUCCUGGAAAAGACGAAACCACAGAAAACGCAGUUUUAAAUAUCCCUUUCUUUGAAAAGGUAUCAGAUCCAAAGUGUGAAAACUUUAAGAAUUUUCAGGAUUUCAUAUACGCAAUGUCCAUGCUUGGUAGGGUAAAUCAAAAGAUACAAAAAUUUUCAGAGUUGGUCAUGAAGUAUAUCUUUGUACCCUUGAUAAAUGACCAGGGCCUAAUUCCUGAUUUUGACUGCGAUGAGAAUGCGACUCAGACAUAUCGCAAAAUACAGCUUGUCAAAGCUUCCAGCCUUACAUCCGAUACAAAAUAUGCUACCAGCACUCCAGCCAAUCUUUUCAAAAAUGUGGUAAAGAUUUUGCAAUGUUUAAAUACCAAUUUGUUGCGAUUCAAAACUAAAAGCAAUGAUGAUAAAGACGUCAUGAUGUUGAUCUUCGGUAAAUACAUACGGGAUGAUCUAUUACAAAUGCUAAUAGACAAAUGUCUGGCUUUGACGAUACCAAAAAAUAUGGAAGAAUUAGAAAACUACAAAGUGGUAGAAGAUGUUGUUAAAAGCUUCGAGUCUGCCUUAAUGUCGAUCAAUUUUAUUCCGUAUAACGAAGAAGGACAAUCAGGUAGUCAACUCCUUGCUUACGUCACAAAUGUUAGUUCUCAUUUUGCCAAUCAAAGAUGUACUGAUAUCCUCCAACAAGCAAGAACUCUAAUGAAAAAGGAAAUUCAUAACACGCAACUUAUGAGUGAUAAAGAUUUUGGAGAUUUCUCUCGAAUUUUGAAACAAAGGAAAUCCACUUCAGAACUAGUAAAAAUGCCUGUCGGAACAGGAUUUAAUAGUCAUAGGCCCAAUAAAAAAUUAAGUGAUGAUACUUUACGCUUUCCAGAAUGUCACGUAAGCAUAUGUGCAAUUGAUCUCAUGAAGUUGGCAUAUAAAACAAUGCAAGAAGCUUCACAGUCUGACCCAGUUUGUGCUGUAAAAUUGGUCACUAUAACUCAGAAUAUCUUUGAUUUGUAUGGUACAGCAUAUCCAAUUUACCACGCUAAUUCGCUGGAAAAUCUUCCUCAGUUUUCUGCUAUAUUUUACAAUGAUUGCAUGUAUCUUGCCCACCAUUUAAUUACGUUUGGUCACCAGUUUUCAGUAACACCGAAUGCAAGUAAACUGCUUAGAGUGCUGACUUUUAUGGAUAAAGUUGUUGUGCUUCGUCGACUUGGUGCUGAAUGCUUUUUAAAACAAAUGUCGAGGCAGAAAGAUAUAAUGAUUCAAUGUCUUGAACCAUUUCUUACAUUCUCUGAACUGCGAGGUGCUGAUAAGUAUGAAAUUGGUGAGAAAGCUAUAAGGCAAAUUCUUGACUUGCUCAAUCAUUUGAAAAAAGUAUGGACUGAAGUUCUUCAGGCACAUAUUUUCAAACGUGCAUUAUGCACCCUUGUUAAUGCCUGCAUUGCUGAAUUAAUUUUGAUCAUUUGCACCAUGGAAGAUAUCUCUGCUGAUGAUUCAAUAUCACUAAAGCUCUACUGUCUUAUGCUUUCCGAUAAAAUUCCUAUGAUUUUCCAGGCAGAGGGAAAGGAUGACAUCGAAUUGGAUAUUACAUGGCAAAAACAGGUUCCAAAAUGGCAUCGAUUGCAAGAGCUUAUUCUUGUACUUUCUGGGAGUCUUCGAGAGAUAGUUGAUAGGUGGUCUGAAGGGAAAGGUCCACUGGCUGCUGCGUUUUCUAUAACUGAAGUUAAAGGUCUUAUCCGAGCAUUAUUUCAAAAUACUGAACACAGAGCACAAGCUAUCUCAAAAAUAAGUGUUAGAUGAACAUGGUUAAUAAAUAUCUAUCUUUUGAGUUCCAAGUUGGUGCUAAUAUUUAAUUCUGCACGUUAUUGUAAAUUAUUUUGUACAAAUUAUCACAGGAGCAAGGGUUUUUGGUGUUUGAAAUCCAUGGUAUAAUGCAAGGUUAUUCCUAAUCUUUUCUGACAACGCCAAGGAGGUUCAUAAAGUUUGUAAAUCCUUGAAAUUUGAGCCUAGAAUUGCUUAAAUUUUUUGACAAUUGCUAUUUUUUUAAUUUCAUUUCCGGCCUGUUAACAGAAUUCCUAUGUUAUUUUCUGAUAGUUUGAACCCUUAGGUGGCAAAAAUAAAUAUAAAUCUAUUUGCCAUAA
This is a messenger RNA of Styela clava, 2839 nucleotides long. Its product is annotated as centromere/kinetochore protein zw10 homolog. NCBI's taxonomy places the organism in Eukaryota, Metazoa, Chordata, Ascidiacea, Stolidobranchia, Styelidae. The record is from RefSeq and is a predicted model, not a curated record. Gene Ontology annotation, biological process: endoplasmic reticulum to Golgi vesicle-mediated transport; mitotic spindle assembly checkpoint signaling. Gene Ontology annotation, cellular component: RZZ complex.